CUGGUACUCAACAGCGUCGCCCCUCGUUACUACCCAGCGUUACUCCCGGGGAAACGGCUGGUACUCCCCAGCGUUACUACCGGGGAAACGGCACGCGCCGGCAAGUCGUGUGCUCACAGCCGCAAUCUUACGGCCGCUUACUUGGGAGCAAGCCCUAUUGCGCACAGCGGGUCUUCCAUGUAAACCAGCCCCCUGCUGGUUUGCGCCGCAGAAAAGCCACGUGGAGCGCCGAUGGGCGCGGCGCUGACUUUCCUUCAAACUUACGUUUCUUCCUUUUUUGCUGGCCGACCCGAUCAGGGGAACUAGGUUGGCCAUGGUGGGGGGAGCUGAGGGCCUUCUCCUCCGGCGCUGCCGUAGGCUAGCGGGCGCUCUCCGCGCACAUGGGCAGUGGCGGUGGCGCCGCUCCGGUACCUGUUUGGCUCUCGCAGGCAGGCGGGGCGUUGCAAAGGUGGAGCAAGGAGAGCCUAGUGAGGCGCCGCUGGGCAAGAAGGCAGAGCAGCCCGAAGGAGCCGUUCAGAGGAGCCCAGGCAAGGGCGAGGGGGCAGGCGCGGAACUCGGGGCUCUUCAUGAAGAGAGCGCAAGCAAAUGCAAAUUCGGGGCGACACCGGAUUCCGGCUGCUAACUGGGGACCACGCAGGACAAAGGAGAGCCCGGACUUGUUAGGUGGCACGCUGUUUGAAACCGGUGGUGUGGUUGGAGGUGCAAUGGGGGCUCUCCUCUUCCAGUAUGUUGCUCAGAACUGUUAUUUAUUUAUUUAUUACAUUUAUAUACCGCCCCAUAGCCGAAGCUGUCUGGGCGGUUUACAGCAAUUAAAAACAAUAGAAACAAAUAUUGUUAUAGUAAGUUGGACAGGCUGCAUCUUUGAAUGUUUGCUGCAGAGCCACGGAGAGAACCGCAGGAGGAGUAAACUCCUCCUUCAACGCAGCGAUAUCUCUUCUGCUACAGGAAACUUACUAAAAAGGCGGUCUGAAUGGGGACGGUUACUUGGAGAAAGCAGGGGAAGUCUGCUCCUUUGAUUGGUGGGCAACAGACAUGUGACUCACAC
Molecule: messenger RNA, 1045 nt
Organism: Rhineura floridana
Lineage: Eukaryota; Metazoa; Chordata; Lepidosauria; Squamata; Rhineuridae
Exons: 2
Coding region: 381-1016 (211 amino acids)
Source: RefSeq, a predicted model, not a curated record